Messenger RNA from Pan troglodytes (chimpanzee), 1347 nucleotides. RefSeq lists its product as uncharacterized. Bases 1 to 633 code for a protein of 210 amino acids. The transcript has a single exon. NCBI's taxonomy places the organism in Eukaryota, Metazoa, Chordata, Mammalia, Primates, Hominidae. The record is from RefSeq and is a predicted model, not a curated record.
AUGGGCUCGUCGCAGAAAGGAAUAGCCUGUGCCGGGUCUUCAGAGAAAUCCUGGCCUCGGCUCCACGCCCCUGAGCAGCCCCACCCUGGCUCAACCUGUUACCCGCCCUGCCGGCAAGCCGGGGUCACUGCAGUCCCCGUGGCGAAGCAGGGUCAGCUCAGCUCACCGCACCCCACUCCAUCCAGCCCUGCCCAUCUCUACGGCAACGGGCCGGGUCGCACCAGGGCUGCAGCCGAGAGACAAUCUCACCGCUUCCGUAGCCGCCCGGGCUCUGUGCGCAUGUGCGACACUCCCUCCCCGGCCCCGCCCCCUUAUGCGUCUCCCAGGCAACGCGCCGCGCGUGGCUCCAGGUUCCGCCCAGGGACUAACUCCAGGUCUGCGCGCGUCCAACGAGCACGGCUCUCAACCGGCCUCCUGGCGCCCAACGACGAUGGCUUCCAACCGGCCUCCGUGUGCCCAACGACCAUGACUCCCAACCGGCCUCCAGUUUCCAACUGUUUCUCGAACAGGGAAGCCGCCAUGACACAGCUGACUACGCCCUUGGUCACAGGGGACCUGAGAUCCUCCACGAUUUACGGGACCGGCGCCACCUCGGGCUCGAACCACCCUCUCGUUAGGGCCGCCGCUAAGUAAUCGGCGUAGGGGUUCAGCUGCACAUCUCCUUCCCGCGCCGCGGACCGAGCAGUCGUUGGUGCUCUUCAGGUGCGGCCUGGGUGCCCAGAGCCUUCGUUAGACUCUCGGACCCGCAAGGGGGCCCGAAUUCUUUCAGACUCGCUCUCCCUCAGCCGGACCUCGGCCCUUUUUCACACCCCAGGGAAGUCUGGAUUUCUCAUAGUCCUGGGCACCAGCCCCUUCCCAGUCUAGCUCUUGGGACUCCCUGAAGCCAGAACUCCCUCGCCUGGACUCCCGGGAGAACCUGGAAUCCCCAUCUCCAGUCCACAUUUUCUCAGAAUCGGUCCUAGCCCUUCAGUCUCCCAGGCAUGACAUCGUGUGGUCCCAGCGCCCUAGGUGGUGAGCUGUGACUCUCCUUAGAGCCUGGCGAGGCCGAGGUCCUCCCCAGCUCGAACCCAUCCCACACUCCCCUUCUCAGCCUCUGUGUUCCCCAGUGGUCCUGGAAAAGCCCCCAGUUCCCUCUGCCUGGCCCCAAUCCUCACAAACCCAAUUACCCACGCUCCUUUCCAUUCCAUAACCCCCAUCACUGCAUCCUCCAGGCUCCCAUCCAUGGAGGACUUGAGGUGGAAAGCAAUUUGGUUCAAAAUAACCAUUAUUUAUUACUUGAAAGGGAAUAUUUCCAGUCGUUGCCAGCCUCCUCCCCUUCUAGUAUUGGUAAAUUUUUUGCACCACUGA